Molecule: messenger RNA, 10348 nt
Organism: Chroicocephalus ridibundus (black-headed gull)
Lineage: Eukaryota; Metazoa; Chordata; Aves; Charadriiformes; Laridae
Gene: PREX2
Product: phosphatidylinositol-3,4,5-trisphosphate dependent Rac exchange factor 2
Exons: 41
Coding region: 192-5012 (1606 amino acids)
Biological process (GO): G protein-coupled receptor signaling pathway; positive regulation of GTPase activity; intracellular signal transduction
Cellular component (GO): plasma membrane
Molecular function (GO): GTPase activator activity; guanyl-nucleotide exchange factor activity; protein binding
Source: RefSeq, a predicted model, not a curated record
AGGGCGAGCUGGGAACCAGUGACCGCUCGCUUCCUCCAGGCUGUGUCCCCUUCCUGACGGGAAAAGGAGGACGGCACUGGGCUGGCUCCUCGCCUCCGGACCUCGGGCCGCGGCUGGAGCUGGCGCAGCGCCGGGGCGCUCCGGCGGGGAAAGGCGGCGGGCUGGCAGCACCGCUCCUCCCUGGCCGCACCAUGACAGAGGAAAGCAAAGGGGAAGGCAAGGGGGAAAGCGGGAAGGACUUGGAGAAGCAGCUUCGCCUGCGCGUCUGCGUGCUCAACGAGCUGCUCAAGACCGAGCGGGACUACGUGGGCACUCUGGAGUUCCUGGUGUCGGCUUUCCUUCACCGAAUGAUCCAAUGUGCUACAGCCAAAGUGGAUAAAAAUGUCACAGAAGAGACGGUUAAGAUGUUGUUUUCAAAUAUUGAAGAUAUUCUUGCAGUUCACAAAAACUUCCUGUCCCUGGUGGAGGAGUGCUUACAGCCAGAACCUAAUGCGCAGCAUGAAGUUGGAACCUGCUUUCUUCAUUAUAAAGAGAAAUUCCGUAUCUAUGAUGAAUACUGCAGUAACCACGAGAAGGCACAGAAAGUUCUGCUUGACCUUAACAAAAUAAGAACAGUGCGGACGUUUCUUUUGAAUUGCAUGCUCCUUGGAGGACGCAAAAACACAGAUGUACCAUUGGAGGGAUAUCUAGUAACGCCGAUACAGAGAAUAUGCAAGUAUCCCCUUCUUUUGAAGGAGUUACUGAAGCGGACUCCAAGGAAGCACAGUGACUAUGCGGCACUAAUGGAAGCCCUCCAGGCCAUGAAAGCUGUCUGUUCCAACAUAAAUGAGGCCAAGAGACAAAUGGAAAAAUUAGAGUUUUUGGAAGAAUGGCAGUCUCAUGUUGAAGGAUGGGAGGGGUCCAACAUCACAGACACAUGCACAGAGAUGUUGCGAAGUGGACUACUACUGAAAAUUUCAGCAGGAAAUAUCCAAGAAAGGAUAUUUUUUCUUUUUGAUAACCUUUUGGUCUACUGCAAAAAAAAGCACAGGCGAUUGAAGAACAGCAAAGCAUCUACAGAUGGCCACCGCUACCUUUUUCGGGGCAGAAUAAACACAGAAGUGAUGGAAGUAGAGAAUGUAGAUGACGGAACAGCUGACUAUCACAGCAGCGGCCACACUGUUAUUAAUGGCUGGAAGAUCCACAACACAGCAAAGAACAAAUGGUUUGUGUGCAUGGCAAAAACCCCUGAAGAGAAGCAAGAAUGGCUGGAAGCUAUUUUGAAAGAGCGAGAGAGAAGAAAAGGUUUAAAAUUGGGCAUGGAACAGGACACUUGGGUGAUGAUCUCUGAGCAAGGAGAAAGACUGUACAAAAUGAUGUGCAAACAAGGGAAUCUCAUCAAAGACCGGAAGAGGAAAUUAACGACUUUCCCCAAAUGCUUUCUUGGAAGUGAAUUUGUGUCCUGGUUGUUAGAAAUUGGAGAGAUACACAAAUCUGAAGAAGGUGUUCAUCUUGGGCAAGCUUUAUUAGAGAAUGGCAUUAUCCAUCAUGUUACAGAUAAGCACCAAUUCAAACCAGAACACAUGCUGUACAGAUUCCGAUAUGAUGAUGGAACAUACUACCCCAGAAAUGAGAUGCAGGACGUGAUCUCUAAGGGUGUGCGACUGUACUGUCGCCUUCACAGUCUGUUUACCCCAGUAAUUAGGGAUAAAGAUUAUCACUUGAGAACCUACAAAUCUGUGGUCAUGGCUAACAAACUCAUAGACUGGUUGAUUGCACAGGGGGAUUGCCGGACAAGGGAGGAAGCUAUGAUAUUCGGCGUAGCUCUUUGUGAUAACGGGUUUAUGCACCAUGUAUUAGAGAAAAGCGAAUUUAAAGAUGAACCGCUACUGUUCCGUUUUUAUGCGGAUGAAGAAAUGGAAGGGUCAAAUAUGAAGCACCGACUUAUGAAACAUGAUCUGAAGGUAGUGGAAAAUGUCAUAGCCAAGUCAUUACUGAUUAAAUCUAAUGAAGGCACCUAUGGUUUUGGUUUAGAAGAUAAAAAUAAGGUGCCAAUUAUUAAAGUGGUGGAGAAAGGAUCAAAUGCUGAGAUGGCAGGCUUGGAAGUUGGGAAAAAAAUCUUUGCCAUUAACGGUGACCUGGUUUUUCUGCGACCCUUCAGUGAAGUGGAUUGCUUCCUGAAAGCCUGUUUAAACAGCAGAAAGCCCCUGCGGGUUCUUGUGAGCACUAAACCACGGGAGACAGUGAAGAUUCCUGAUUCUGCAGAUGGACUUGGAUUCCAAAUCCGGGGCUUUGGCCCAUCAGUUGUCCAUGCCGUUGGGAGAGGAACAGUGGCAGCUGCAGCAGGUCUCCACCCUGGCCAAUGCAUAAUCAAAGUGAAUGGAAUUAAUGUCAGCAAAGAGACUCAUGCAAGUGUUAUUGCUCAUGUCACGGCAUGCAGGAAGUACAGGCGGCCAAUGCAGCAAGAUUCUAUACAGUGGGUUUACAACAGCAUUGAAAGUGCACAGGAAGAUCUUCAGAAAACAAACGCCAAGCCCUCAGGAGAUGAUGGAGGUGAUGCCUUUGACUGCAAAGUGGAAGAGGUAAUUGACAAGUUUAACACUAUGGCAAUAAUCGAUGGGAAGAAAGAUCACGUGAAUCUGACUGUAGACAAUGUUCAUUUGGAGUAUGGAGUGGUUUACGAAUAUGACAGCACAGCUGGAAUAAAAUGCCACGUGUUAGAAAAAAUGAUUGAACCAAAGGGAUUUUUCAGCUUGACUGCAAAGAUUCUUGAAGCACUGGCGAAAAGCGAUGAACACUUUGUGCAGAAUUGCAACAGCCUCAAUUCCUUAAAUGAAGUGAUCCCCACUGAGCUUCAAAGUAAAUUCAGUGUCAUUUGCAGUGAGAAAAUUGAGCAUAUCUACCGAAGAAUCUCUAGCUAUAAAAAGUUUUCAAGAGUAUUAAAAAACAGAGCUUGGCCUACCUUCAAACAAGCUAAGUCAAAGAUUUCACCACUUCACAGCAGUGAUUUCUGUCCAACCAAUUGCCAUAUCAAUGUGAUGGAAGUGUCUUACCCUAAAACCUCAACUUCCCUUGGCAGUGCCUUUGGUGUACAGUUAGACAGCAGAAAACAUUCCUCACAUGAAAAAGAAAAUAAAAACACUGAUCAAGGUAAACUGAAUCCCAUGAUUUAUGUCCAACAUACCAUUACUACUAUGGCUGCCCCUUCAGGACAGUCUCUUGGUCAGCAAGAGGGCCGUGGUCUGAGGUACCUCUUAAAAGAAGAGGAUUUAGAAACACAAGAUGUCUAUCAAAAACUGCUGUUCAAAUUACAGGCUGCACUGAGAGAGGUGGAAACAUGUGUCUGUCAAAUAGACGACCUUCUUUCUUCAAUAACAUACUCUCCCAAAUCAGAACGUAAAACGCCUGAGCCUUUAGUACCAGCAGACAGUGAUAACGAAAAGGGGGAAAGGAAUGGGAAAAAAGUCUGUUUCAGUGUGACAGGUGAUGAACAAGAAGAUUCCGGUCAUGAUACCAUCAGCAACAGGGAUUCUUACAGCGAUUGCAACAGCAAUAGGAACUCCAUUGCCUCGUUCACCAGCAUUUGUAGCAGUCAGUGCAGUUCUUAUUUUCACAGUGAUGAAAUGGAUUCAGGUGAUGAGCUUCCCAUAAGUGUUCGAAUCUCCCAUGAUAAACAGGACAAGCUCCAUAGCUGUUUGGAGCAUCUUUUUGGUCAAGUUGAUUCAAUUGUCAAUCUUCUGAAGGGACCAGCUGUGAUGAGGGCCUUUGAGCAGACAAAAUACUUUACACCGGGUCGAGGCCUCCAAGAAUUUCAACAGGAAAUGGAACCGAAGCUGAACUGUCCAAAGAGGCUACGACUCCACAUCAAGCAAGACCCUUGGAACCUCCCCAGCGGUGUCCGGAGUCUUGCCCAGAAUAUCAGAAAAUUUGUUGAAGAGGUGAAGGCACGAAUACUUCUGGCACUUCUUGAGUAUACAGAUAGCGAGAUACAACUGAGGCGAGACAUGGUCUUCUGUCAGAGCCUAGUGGCCACAGUCUGUGCUUUUUCAGAGCAACUAAUGGUGGCCUUAAAUCAGAUGUUUGACAACAACAAAGAAUAUGAAAUGGAGACACUGGAGGCCAGCAGAAGGUGGUUGGAACAGAUAGCCAGCGCGGGUCUUCUCCUUCAUUUCCAGUCCCUGCUCUCGCCUAACUUGGCUGAUGAGCAAGCCAUGCUAGAAGAUACAUUGGUUGCACUGUUUGACUUGGAAAAAGUUACUUUUUACUUCAGACAAUCAGAGCCAGAACCACUAGUUGCAAAUGUACCCAUCACAUACCAGGCAGAAGGAAGCCGGCAAACCCUGAAGGUUUACUUCUACCUUGAUAGCUACCAUUUUGAACAGCUUCCUCAAAGGCUGAAGAACGGAGGGGGAUUUAAAAUCCACCCAGUACUUUUUUCACAAGCAUUGGAGAGCAUGGAAGGAUAUUAUUACAGAGACAGUGUUUCAGUAGAAGAAUUUCAAGCUCAGAUUAAUGCAGCCUCACUAGAAAAAGUCAAGCAGUAUAACCAGAAACUACGGGCAUUCUACCUGGACAAAUCAAACCUGCCUCCAAAUUCAACAUCUAAAGCAGCUUAUAUAGAUAAGCUGAUGAGGCCUCUCAAUUGCUUGGAUGAACUUUACCGACUGAUCGGGUCAUUUAUCCGAUCCAAGCGCACUGCUGCCUGCGCGUACACUGCGUGCAGUGCUUCCGGAGUUGGAUUGCUUUCAGUGUCUUCCGAACUCUGUAGCAGGCUUGGAGCUUGUCACAUCAUUAUGUGCAACAGUGGAGUUCACCGGUGCACUCUGAGUGUUACCCUGGAGCAGGCGAUCAUUCUGGCUCGCAGCCACGGGCUACCUCCUCGCUAUAUCAUGCAAGCUACGGAUGUCAUGCGCAAACAGGGUGCGAGAGUACAAAACACAGCCAAGAAUUUAGGGGUGAGGGAUCGAACACCACAGUCUGUUCCGAGAUUAUACAAGCUAUGCCAGCCACCACCACCGGUUGGAGAAGAAUGAGGAGGACUGCUUCAGAAAAUAAUCCGAUAAUGGCCUUUAGGAUACGGGGACUGUAUGACAAAAUCUAACUGCACUAUAGCAGUAUGUGCCUGGGGCUUUGCUAAAUAAAACAAACAAACAAACAAACAGCCUUUACUCAGGAUAAAGAAAGAAAUACCCUAAGUAUUCUCCAUUGGCAUUGAAAAAUGGCUUCCAAAAAGCAUUUCUGGAAUCUGUGCACUCCGGCCUUACACUAGUAGAACAGGAAUCUUCCUUGGGAAUUUUACACUGGAAUCAGAUUUAUUUGAUGUGUCUUGUUCAGCCACACAACAGGUAUAGCCAGCAGCUUGAAAACAAAUGUCUUGUUCAGAGAGAAUGACUUCACUUGUCCGCUAUACAGAAUGUGUUUCUGUGGCAGGAAUAAACACCUAGAUAAACUAGGCUUGAUAAUGAGCAUGAACUUCCUAUAGAGCCCUUUGCACUGAUAAUCCCUUUUUUCCUGUCACCAUCAUAAUUUCUCAGAACGAUGACGCUACUGUUUCAAGGAUAUAAUGUAAGUGAGGCUUAAAAAUGGAAAACUCAUCUCAGAAUGGUGUUUAAUGGCUGCAGGCAGACUGCUGCUAUGAAGGUGUUAAUCAGCUUGUAAUCAGUAAACUCAGCCAUGUCUUACGCAGUCUGUUGUCAUACUUCUUUAGAAGGAAUACCUAGAUGGCAUCUGAGGUGGAGUUUUGCCCUUUUUCAGUUGCCGUUAUAAUGAAGGAGAAGCAGCGUGAGUCUGAUCUUCACCCAUAGUUAGACUGAAUUUCAGACUCUGCCUAAGGGAUGUUUUGCAUUAUCGCGCCUCUGCAUUUGAGAGUUUUCCAGAGUUGUGUAUAUUCUUGUAUAGGACUAUACUAGCGAAAGGCGAGGAUGAGGCAGUUUUGCUGUGUUUAACUGGAAAUGCCUGUGGUUUAAGUUGAAGCGUAGUUUGGGGGGUUGAUGUUUUAUGCUACCAUUUCCUGUGUUUUGUCAGAAUGGUUUUGUAUAGCGUUGCAGUUCUUUGGAGUUGGUAAUUGUUAUAGAUUUAUUCUGAAAUUGUACUGAGUAUUUAGAGGGCCCAGGGAAAACGUAUCUGUGUUUGCUGUUCUUUUGUCCAAAAGAAUUUUCAGUUAAAUGCCCCCAAAUGAGGUUUCAUACGUGAACGCAUUAAAACAAAAACUAUAUUCUGAAAUAGUUCUACUUGUAGCGGUAGCUUUGCAUUCUAUUAGAGCAGGACAUAUACUGUCUGAAUAAAAUUUAUUUUUUUGUACAACAGCGAUCUAUAGUUAUGCUGUCCUGUAGCAAUCAAACCUCACAACGUAAUUGUUGCAUAUUAUCUAAUUAUUUAUGAAAUCUUCAACAAAUAUAUUAAUCCACAAUGAAAUGAGAAUUCAAGAUGAGCUGCACUCUUACAGAGAGUGUUUUUUAUAUAGGAUAUCUAGGGGACUUGUUACUUUUCUCCAAAGGAGGAAUUAGAGCUCCUACCUUUUUCAGUAUUCUUAAUGUUUUUACACAGACUUUAACUUUGCUAAGAAAAUAAAUAUUUUUAUAUAUCCACAGAUAUAUAUGUCGGCGCAUAUACGUGAGUUUCAAUAUGUAUAUAUUUAUGUAGUCAUAUCCAUUACCAGUCCAACCUUAAAUAGAGAACGUUUGCCUUAUACUGUGACAAAGACAUGCAAUAACGAACACAUCAGUAACAAUUUCUCCUUUGUGCUUUGAAGUUUACACUCUUUCAUAGUUACUGGAAGCUGUGGGACUAUAAUCUUUUUGAUUAAAAAACAAAACAAAACCAGAAAACAACGUUUUAACUCUCUAGGAACUUACUGUUUUUGUCUAGGAUGACCUAAUGCUUGUACAUCAGAAUGAGCCACGAUUUCUAUCGUUGCUAUUCUAGUCAUAAUCUCAUACUUCUGGAUGUGUUUUAUUCAGAGAGGCAGUACUGGCUAGGGUAAUUCCCGCUCCAGGCAAAAGCGCCAAAAACGUUUCAGUUUCUGCUUGUUCAGACAUCGGGAGUACAGAGAAGCCGUAACCUCCUCAUGCCAAGGAUGGUGCCGGUGUCAGCCCCGGCUGCGAGCUCCCAUCUUCCUGUGAGAUUUGCCCACAGGAGUUUUGCUCUGAGGCAAGUCAGCCCUUAGCUGCGCAGAGCUGCUAAUCCUCUAUAAUACAGAAUAACCUAGAGGACAAAAUCUGUUGCAUGCAUACACGUUAUUACAACUAGUCAUCGCUAUUUUUUUUUAUUGCCUUGAAAAUGGUAGGAGUGCAAAUAUGCCAAAAUAGUCUCCCUGUAUAGUACGGUAGCUGUCGAAUUCAUCUUGUUGUUGAAAGUAAGGGGUAAUAGACGUUUGUUAACACAGAGGGACAAACACUUUCAAGCCAGUCACUGGACCAAAUUCCUUAGCUAGAGUUUCAUGGCUUGACCGCUUGAUUUUGUAUCGAAUUUUUGGUUCUUUAUGCCUUUUUUUCACCUCCAGAGUCAGUUUUCAAAAAUUAAUAUAGCACUAUGAGCUUCACUGGUGACCCAUGCUGCAAAAUAACAUACCUAUUUAGCCUGGCAUCAAAGGGUCUGAGAAACUGAAGCCCUAGUUUUCUGGGAUUACAAGUAGCACGUAAAGAUAGGAUUUCCACGGGGAACUGGGCAUAAAUGACCCACUGACUGUCUAUGGAAAGUGGGUGCCUAAUGUCUCAAUUUCCUUCAAAAGCCAGUGUUUGCUUGAAACACUGUGCGGCUUUUCAAACGCCUUUUCUUGUCCCUCUGUUCUCAGAACACAUUCUAACACAUCUGGCUUCUAAGAACAUUAGAUGGACAUUUCAGAAGUCCAUUCUUAAAUUUAUAGAUUUACAUUUUUGCAUUAAUAAAGCUCUUUAUCUUGUUUGGUAUCUGUAGAGGAUGUAUUUGUUCCUUAUGCAAGGUGCACUUGCAGAGUAAAAAAAAAAAUCCAUUCUCAUCACAGUAGGUUCAUCCUCUCAUAAAUUUUUAGACUUACAGGCGACAAGAAGAGAUGACCAAGAGUGAUGAUUUACAAGAACUGUAACACCCACGGCUUGUUAAAUCUUUGCUUCUACAGCAACAGAUUAUGCAGCCUGUUUUUACAACAAUGUGUUGUACUGGUUUAGGGAAAGCAUUCUGUGUGUUACUUUACUUUUUCAUCCAUGACAAGUGUAAUUCUUCGGGGAAUAAAUUCAAGGAUCUAGAGACAUACAUUACCAAAUACCGACUGCCAUGAUUCAGUGAUAGUCUGUGGGGGAUGUAUAGGAGAUUUAACAGCUCGGAAGGGAGGGUUAAGCGCCAAGGAACAGCUAAGUUGCCAUAGGUUUCAUGUUUGGAGAAAACUUACACUUUGAUUUUAAGGUGGAGCUGAUGAUGUUUUCCUAUCUUUGUAACCAUCAUCUAUGAAUGAUAGGAUGCUAAACAGUCUUUAAUCUAUGAAGUGAGCAUUGAUUCAGUCUAAUUCCCCAAAUUGAGUAUUUUAUAACACCUAUUUUCCUUGUAGAUUGUAAAUUAAUACAAAACCAUCUAUGUUCUGGUUUCUAGAAGUCAAACAUUUUUGUAUUUAGGGAUCCAUUUUAAAGUAAAUAUUCCUGCUAUCAGCUGAACCAACCAACCACUUUUACGUCCAUUGAGAUAGUUGCAAUCUUCAGGGGCACUUUAGAUGGCUUUCACUGGGUUUUAGCAAGAGCAUCAGUAUUUUGUUUGGGUUUUAUUUGUUUGUUUUAAUGUAAUCAGUAGUGGUCAGAACUGCUUUUCUACUGUUUUAGAGCCAAAACAAUUAAACUUAAGUUGAUGAGGAUUUAUCGUAAUCAUACUUCAUUUCAUUGGUUAGAAUCCCCUAAUAGAAAAAAAAGGAACCAGUUUUAUUGAUCUGUUUUUAGCCAGAGAAAUUCACAAGCAAACAAGUGACUUUUCUGUUUUAUUAAUUCAUUGUCGGAUGUAGUGUGUGUGUGUGUGUGUGUGUGUAUAUAUAUAUAUAUAUAUAUAAAAUUGACAAUUGCCUGAAUGUGAGUAUACACAUCAUGGUUAAGCAUGAUACUCAGAAAAUUAUCUUUCAUUUAUUUUCAUUUAAGUUGUGGAAUCGGUAACUGUAGUAUAUAUACAUAUUGUUCCAUACUCGUUACUUCACAGUUACUUCAUGGAUAUGGCUGCCAGCAUUUUACGCAUAUUUUGCACCAUUUUUGUUUAACAUUAUGAAGAGAGUUUCUCAAGCUAAUGCAUUGCCUUAUGUAUUUUAUCUCUGUACUUGUUGAUAAAUGCAGGUAGUGCUUUUCUAAUUGUACUCCAGCAGUACACUGGCAUUGGUAAAUGAGAUGCACAGUACAUACCUGUCUCAGGAUACCUGGAUUUUUCAGCAUUAGGUUUUGAAGUAUAAAAAGAUACUGAACUCAUAUUUUUGUAUGCUGACACUUAUGUAGGGUUUUUUUAUAUAUAAUGUAUAUAUCAAUCAAGUUUUCCUAAAGAAAACGUAUUAUUUGGAAUGUUUCCCUUCUCCUGCUAGAAGACGUGGGGUUAUGUUUUCUUGUUAUGGAUGUAUAAAUGAAUAUACAGCAUGCACAGUCAUGCAGAUGUGAACACCGGCGAGAAGUUUCAGAUUGUCCAGAGGCCAAUCAAGUAGGCAUUUCUUACGUUCUUCUCCAGAAAUAACAUCUCCAUGCUAGAAAUCCUGUAUGGCUAGAAUGGAACUACUUUAGAAACAAUUUUUGCUUCAGUUUGAAAGUCCAAUGGAGUGUUCGAAGUAGCCGGGACAUUUCUGCAAGUACUUCAGUUUGGACUUCCAUGGGAACAUCCGCAACAUCUUUUGUAUGUGUGUGUGUCCUAUCCGUACCAUGCGCCAGAUUUAAGAGACUAAGCAGCCUUAUUAACUUUUUAACACCCUGUAUAUAGUGUACGUAUUUGGUUAUACUUGUGUUACCCUUUAAAAAUGAACUUAAUUUCUGCAUUGAGUAUUGCACACGUUUUUCAAAUGAAGAAUAUAUUGUCUCAUUAAGCACAAGAGAGAAUUACUGCUUUGAAAUAUUAUGGAUAAGUACAGCCAUACACAGAAUCUCUCCGUGAGCUUUUGUUUGAAAACCGUCAAACUAGCAGCUCUGUGGGUAGUUGAGUUUGUUAGAAGUAACCUUAGGAAUUUAAUGUUAAAUAUCCUUGAAACAUGGAUUUAAAUGACUUUUCCCGUUUUUGUAAAGCGCCUGUGUAGCACAUAUAGCAGUUGCCAUGUUGAUUAUGGGUUAAACUAAUACUGUGUACUUUUAGAUCUAGGGUUUAUUUUUUUAGUCCAUGUAUUAAAGACUGGAAAGGUAACAAUGUAGUACAAAAUGUCAGACAGCAAUAAAACCAUUCAUAAUAUGGC